Messenger RNA from Mya arenaria, 5869 nucleotides. RefSeq names its product macoilin-like. Lineage: Eukaryota; Metazoa; Mollusca; Bivalvia; Myida; Myidae. Gene Ontology annotation, biological process: neuronal signal transduction. Bases 120 to 2045 code for a protein of 641 amino acids. Gene Ontology annotation, cellular component: rough endoplasmic reticulum membrane. The transcript is spliced from 14 exons. The record is from RefSeq and is a predicted model, not a curated record.
AAUUGUCAUUUCCAUGCGCAUGUCUGACAAGCAGACUUCCAGGUUUUCCGGAAAAAUAUCACAAAAUUAUCCCUAAGCCUGGCCUUUGUGCACCAUUUAACAGUGUAUGUUCUAGGAUUAUGAAGAGACCUAGAAAUGCAGAUUGUGCAAAGUUACGCCGGCCUCUGAAAAGAAGCAAAAUCACCGAAGGAUUUUAUGGAAGUACGUUUCUGUACAUGAAAUUCCUGAUGGUGUGGGCACUCGUUCUGAUGGCGGAUUUCAUCCUGGAGUUUCGGUUCGAGUACCUGUGGCCCUUCUGGCUCCUCAUGAGGAGCGUGUACGACUCUUUCAAGUUUCAAGGACUGGCUUUCUCCGUAUUUUUUGUAAGCAUCGCCAUAACGUCGGACGUCGUGUGUUACCUGUUUAUACCAGUCCAGUGGCUGUUUUUUGCUGCCAGCACAUACGUUUGGGUUCAAUAUGUCUGGCAUACAGAGAGAGGAAUCUGUCUCCCCACAGUGUCGCUAUGGUUACUGUUUGUUUACAUAGAAGCCUCAAUACGCCUCAGAGAGCUGAAAAACUUGCCAUUUAACCUUGAUUUAUGUAGACCUUUUGCAGCUCAUUGUAUUGGAUAUCCAGUUGUCACUUUAGGAUUUGGAUUUAAGACAUACGUUUCUUACAAGUUAAGAUUGCGAAAGCAGAAAGAUGUACAGAAAGACAAUGAAUUUUAUAUUAAACUUAUUCAACAAGCACUGCCACCAGAAUUACAAAAUGUAGAAAAACAGAAAGCUUUACCAGCCAAAUCGGAGGAGGAGGGAAUCUCAGUGUUACCAAUCGAUGAAAAAUCGUCCACAUCAUCAGCCGAUAAAACAGCAGCUAACACAGUAACACAGUCCACAUCUAGUAAAUCUACUAGCAAAGACGAAAAAGAUAGUAAAAAAUCAAAGUCGUCACACGAUACAGAAAUUGACGACGAUUUACAAUAUAUUGAGCAAAGUCCACCAAAGAAAUCUGCGGACAUUAACAGUUUUGACGAAAGUGCUGAAAGUUUUACCACAGAACAACAUACAAAAAAUUUCAAACAGAAUGGUAUUAGCACGAAAGUGUCCGGGUCAAAAUUGAACAGUUGUAAGGAAAACAGUUCGAAGAAGGGGAAGAAUUAUAAUAAACCAGAUUUAUCGUCAUCAGCAUUUGCAAAUAAUAAAGAUGAAUCUGCAUAUUUUCAAAAAUUAGAAAACGAUGUAAAACGCCUCAAAACAGACCUACAAUUAAGUCGGAACAACGAGGCAGAGCUAAAAUCCCAGAUCAACGAGUUUAUACUCAGCGGGAAAAACACACGGUCAGAGUUGUACCAGCUGCAACAGGAUAAUGAAAACUUACAAAAUAAAUUACACAACCUGGUCACUAGUCGACAGAAGGACAAAGAGACCAUAUCCUCUCUGGAGCGUAAAGUGAACGAGGAAAAGAAGUCGAAAGGCUCCAUAGAGCAACAGUUGAACGCUGAGAGGAAGGCGAAAAAAGCUGAAGAUGCGGCUGCCGCGCGGGCUGUAGCUUUAGUCACUGCCAGGGGUGAAUGUUGUACUGAUGUGUGUUUGUCACGUCGACGUGACACGGAGAAUGACCUCCAGCAGCUUAAGUGGGACAUACAGAACAAAGAUGAUAAGAUUCGACAGCUCGAGAAAGAAGUGCAGGUAAGAUUUUGGGCUCUUGGCCAGCUUAAAGAGCAACAGACAGACACAGAGGUUUUAAUGUCGGCCCUGACCGCCAUGCAGGAUAAGACAGUCCAUCUUGAAAACAGUCUCAGCGCAGAGACGAGACUUAAACUGGACCUGUUUUCUGCACUGGGAGAGGCCAAACGACAGAUGGAGAUUCUCCAAAAUAUGAUUCAGAAGCGAGACCAGGAGAUUGUUGAUCUCAAGUCCAAGAUGUCAGAGGUUAUGGCCCUCAUGCCACCAAAUGCCGGUGUGGACGGAAUCAGCCUGCCAAGCUCUGGAAACUCCUCCCCCUCACCCCUAUAUUCUACAUCCUCCUCCUCACAGCAGCUUCCUAGAAGGAGCAUGGCUAACUGACAAAAAGAGCCACCACCAACAGCAGGAGAAUGGAAUCAUUAAGAAGUCCAAGCUGAACCCUCAUGCGUCAGACUACACACCAAAAUUGAUGUAAACUGACGACGGAGGAACUACUUACCAGAACUAUUUUUCCUGCUGCUGCUGCUGUGUGAAUAGUCCCAGAAUUCUCUUCACUGCCCGUUUGAAUCAUCUCGUCAUCUAAGAUUAAAGAUAAUUACAAAAAGCUACAACAAAAACAUUUGAAAAUAUUUCCACGUUCCUUCUUCAUAUCGUAUGUAAUAGUAUGAUAAAGAAAAAGGUGUAAUGAUAUAUAUUAUAUUAAUUUUUGCUGACUUUAUUUGUUAAAAGGUAUGAUUUUUAGCAAAAAAAUAUUUUGGCUUUUUAAAUUCAACACCGUUGCCAAAAAUAGAUUUAUUGAUUUUUUUUGCCAAUUUGAGUGUUCACAUCCAGUUGCCUAUCACAAUCACACGAAAUAUAGUUCAUGGAGUGUAUUAAGACAAGUGCUGUUAUUUCCUGUGAACAUUUUUUUAUUACUGAACCUUAAAAAAAGUUAAACAUUUCUGUCUGUGCAAUAUAUAAACGACCUGUGUCUAAUGAAUACAAAAUACUCUCUUAACUUUUUGCAACUGUUAUACACAUACUUUUAAUAUUUCCAGUUUAAGAUCAGCUUAACUUCUGAAACUUAAUGAAAACACAAUUAGGUGUUUUCUUACUGCACUCGAGAGAUUUCUGAGAUAGAAAAUGAGGAGGAACUUAUGCCCCUUUAAUUUACAUGCUGUAAAAUUGCAAUGGAUAGUGCUCUAAGAAAAAUUGGUCUGUUAGUAUUGAACUCUUGCAAUUUCCUGCCAAACUUAUUUACACUUCUUGUCUAUGGUAUAAUAAGCAUUUUGUUAACAAUUUAUUUAUUUAAUUGAAAGCUCAGUUAAAAACCUGGGGGACAUUCCAUAAAAAUUCUUUGGUGCAGUUGUUUGUUUUCAACAGUACUGCAUUUUUCUUUGGCCCCAAAUUUCACAAACGGAGUUAAAGUUCCUAAUAACAUGAUCAAACUGGUCUCCAUAUUUUUGUUUUGGUAUAAAUUGUGUAAAAUUCUCCAUUUUAGGGAAUUUUGAGACUUUUAAAGAGAAAAGAACUGUUAGCGCAUGGAGGAAAAAAUUUGAACAUCACAGAAAGAUAAACCUAUUAUUCUUAAUUCAGUAUUCAUUGAUAUUUUUUCUAUGUUGUGUGACUACUGUAUGUACACAUUUCUUGCUGUUUAAUUUUCUGAUUCAACAGCCAAAAAGGUAUUUGGAAAAGUUCUAAAUCAAGUUUUAAGACUUAAUGUGUUAGUGUUUAUUGUUUUAAUUUUUUGUUAAGGGAUAAAAGAAUAUCACAUCAGUUAAGCCCUGUUUACUGUUUAAAACUUUUUUUUAUAUUUUGAUUAUCAUUGAAAAUUGAGUAAAAAAAUAUGUUUGGAAAUAUUUUGAAAGAUCAUUUAAAAAAAUUAUGUUUCGGAAAAUGCUUUAUUGAAAUUUUUGCAACAAUAUGCAUUUUUGCUAUGAAAAACAUCUAAUUAUUGAUUAAUGGUUAACUGUUUUAAAUUAAAAUAUGGCAUAUUAACAUCUUAUGAAUGCUUAAUUCUUUAAAAUUGAAAUAUGUCAUUUUUACGUCUUAUAAUUAAUGUUAAAUUCUUUAGAAGUUGAAAUAUGGCAUAUUAACAUCAUAUGAAUGCUUAAUUCUUUAAAAUUAUGAUAUUGCAUUUUUAGUCUUAUAAUUAAUGUUAAAUUCUUUAGAAGUUGAAAUAUGGCAUAUUAACAUCAUAUGAAUGCUUAAUUCUUUGAAAUUAUAAUAUUGCAUUUCUUAUUCUUUAAUAUAGUUAAUGUUAAAUUCUUUGAAGUUGAGAUAUUGCGUAUUUACAUCGUAUGACUGUUAAUCUCGUUGAAAUUUCUUAAUUUAUUUUGAUUCGGUCUCGGUUUCAAUCAACAGCAAUGCAUAUCAAUGCAAAAACUUAAUAUAAAUGACCUAAUUUGUGUGUUGUGUCUUCAGUUGAUGUUGUUUAUUAGUAACUUCGAAACCACAUAAAAAAAUGCAGAAAAAACAUUUUCAAUUAAUAUUGUAUUAGUUUUAUCACGGACCUAUAAACCGUAAAACACAAAUUUCAUUUGAAAAGAUACCUGUCUUGUUAAGCUAUUUUAAAUAGUUUUGUCAAUUUUUGAAUAAAAAGUAAAUAUAAUUUGAUAACAUACUUUCCUUUAAGAAAAAAUCUUAUUUUAGUUUUGCAUAAUAUCUUGCAAAGUUCACCGUCUUUUAAAUCAGCUAACACAUUGAAAUUAAGUUAAUUAAGUUAUUUUUUAUAAACUAAAUAUGCUUGAAAGUUUGCAAUAAUUAAGACAAGAGUAUUAUUUACUUAGCUACUAUAGUUCAGGGUUGGUAGUCAUAAAGCAUCUUACGCGAUUUCUUAAACUAAGUCAUUUCUUUAAUUUAUGUAUCUCACUGGUCAUAGAAUAUAUUGUCUAGAUAACGUCGUAAGUCAUAAUAUUGAUUUCCUUUUCUCAAACUUCGUUAUUUCAGUUAAAAGAGCUCCACACAUUUGUUAACAUCUUUGUAAUUCUAAGAAAUCGACUUAAGUUCGGAAACGGCUUCAACGAGUUUCCGGCCCUAAUCUUCACCAAUGACAAUAAAGACUAUUAUAAAACUUGAAAAGUGUGAACAAUUCUGAAAACAUGAAUUUACAAUUUCACAAGCUGUUUGAUGUUGUUAGAAUUCCUGCCUUUUAUUGGCUUGACUUUGUAUGUCCUUCUACAGUUAUAAAACAAACAAAAAUGUGAAAACGAAAAUUGAAGAGUCCCUUAAGAAGUUAAAUUUUAUUAUAAUCACAUCUCAUAAAAGUUUUCACUCCAAUUUGGUAGCUAUCCAUGACAUUAAUUAUGCUCUUAAGAAGAGAGAGAGAAAAAUAAUCCAAUUUUAAGUUGCGGAUUUUUUUUUCAUUUCCAAAGCUUUCUUUUUGUAAAACCAGCUCAAAUUGCUAUUAAACAUAUUAUGCUACAGAUAGAUUUAAUAUAUGGAUAAGUCAAAACGAAUGAGCCGAUUGUUCAGAACGUUGUUUAAGUUAACAACGUCGUUAACCUCAUCGUUGUUAACUUUCAAACUCACUACUGCUCUGGAAGUUUAAUGGAUAUUCUUUUCAUUUGCAUUGUUGCAAACAAAAUUUGGGAUAAAUGUUUAGCUGAUUUUUUAUAUAUUUAAAUAUAUGAGCACAUCUUCAAAUAGUCACGUUUAAAUGUUAAUGACGAUGUCGUUAAUCACCUUGUUAAUUCUAACAAAGUUCUGAGCAAUUAGCCCAGUAUAGAAGAAAAUUAAAUUGUUGAGAUUUUUUUUUAAUAAGAAGUAGGCACUUGAUGACUAUUCUUAAACUGUAUUGUAACUCACUUUCACCUAUGGGCUAAAUUAUUUUGAAAUUAAUAUUAUAAUAUGUCGAAAUGCGCCGAUAAAUGGCAUUUGAGAAAGAACAAGUAUUUCAUGUAUAUGUUAAGGAAUGUCUUUUUGCCAAUAUAAUUAUGUUCUUAAAAUGGCAAUUAUUGAAUAAUUCACAUGUUUUCUGCACUCCAAUGUUUUUAUUAAUGAAGCACAUGAUGUUUUCUAUGAUUAUUUUUUUUUAUUUCGGUACACUUUGAUAGUAUUACAAGUAUAAUACUAGUAAAAGACCCAGUUGCCAUAUGGUAUAUGUUUUAAGUGUGGUGGGUCAUACAAUGUUUAGUUAAUUUUUCAUGUCUUUGCCGAGUUUAUCGGUAGUUAUGAAAGGCAAGACAUUGCGCUGUUGUUUCAAGAAAAUAAACAAUUUUAAAGUA